AUAAAAUAAAAAACAUAUGAUGAUAAUGUAAUAUCUUCUUAAAAUAUAUUUUUAGAUGUUUUACAUCAAAAAAUUUCCAAGUUUAUUAUUUGUUAUAUUAAUUUCGUUAAUUUUAAUUGUAUACCAUUGAUAUAGCUCGAAAAAGAAAUCAAAGAUGUCGUACAAAUGUUUAAAAAGCAAUGGUGCUAGUAUAGAAGAGACACUUGGAAGUUGGGGCUUUUCUAACAGAGUCUCAAAUUCUGGUCAAGAACUUAGACGUUUAAGAUGUCUCUUUAAUAAGAUGGAUGGAAUGAAAACUAGGAAGCCAAUGAUGUGUGUAAAAUAUAAUUGUUUAUAUGACCCAGACGCAUGGCAUGUAAAACCUAGUCCUGACGAAUGUAAACCUAUUUGGACAAUGCCUAUGAGAAGACCUCUUAUUACAUAUAGCUCUACUGCUGAUAUAAUAAUGACAUCAAAUUUGGAUAGCAUUGGAACAGAUUUGCUUUAUCCUAUUCCAGGACGAAGUUAUCUAUUACAGGGUGUAUGUAAAAGUAUCCAACCAAAUGGAGCAGUUAUAACAUUUAACUUGGUUUAACUUGGUUUUCUUUUAACAGACAGAUAAAUGGUAUCGGCAUAGCCAAUGCUACAAUCAACAGCCAAAUUGUUCAGUACGACAUCCUUGUGCACCACAGUGUUAAAAGCAUAUUAUACAUGUAUAAAGAUAAUGUACGUGAAAGUAAACAUCUGCUAUUCAGAUUUU
Bombus huntii is the source of this 739-nucleotide messenger RNA. RefSeq lists its product as uncharacterized. The record is from RefSeq and is a predicted model, not a curated record. Bases 155 to 574 code for a protein of 139 amino acids. The transcript has 2 exons. Lineage: Eukaryota; Metazoa; Arthropoda; Insecta; Hymenoptera; Apidae.